Pistacia vera is the source of this 1998-nucleotide messenger RNA. Its product is annotated as heat shock cognate 70 kDa protein-like. Gene Ontology annotation, biological process: cellular response to unfolded protein; protein refolding. Gene Ontology annotation, cellular component: cytoplasm. NCBI's taxonomy places the organism in Eukaryota, Viridiplantae, Streptophyta, Magnoliopsida, Sapindales, Anacardiaceae. The transcript has 2 exons. Bases 63 to 1919 code for a protein of 618 amino acids. The record is from RefSeq and is a predicted model, not a curated record. Gene Ontology annotation, molecular function: ATP binding; heat shock protein binding; ATP-dependent protein folding chaperone.
UUCUUUGACUUUCUAUUUUCUUCUUAAUUUUCUUCUGAUUAAAGAGCAAUCUCUUAGAAAUAAUGGCUGCAAAGGAAGAGGGACCUGCGAUCGGAAUUGAUCUAGGGACUACAUACUCUUGCGUGGCAGUAUGGAAGAAUGACAGAGUUGAGAUCAUAACCAAUGAUCAAGGCAACAGGACGACGCCGUCUUGUGUGGCGUUUACUGAUAAGGAACGUUUUAUCGGUGAGCCUGCAAAGAACCAGGUUGACAUGAAUCCCUGUAACACCGUUUACGAUGCAAAAAGGUUGAUUGGAAGAAGAUUCGAAGAUGAGUCAGUCCAGAGAGAUAUGCAGUUAUGGCCUUUCAAGGUCGUUGCUGCUGAUGAUGGAAAGCCAAUGAUUCUGAUUAACAACAAAGGUGAAGAGAAGAAGUUGGCCCCUGAGUUUGUCUCUUCUAUGGUACUUUCCAAGAUGCGGCAAGUUGCCGAAGAUUAUCAUGGUACAACGGUGAAGAAUGCAGUUAUCACUGUUCCUGCUUAUUUCAAUGACUCCCAACGUCAAGCCACCAAGGUUGCUGGUGAAAUAGCUGGACUAAAUGUUAUGAAAAUCAUCAAUGAACCCACUGCUGCAGCCAUUGCUUAUGGUCUCGACAAUAAGUACUCCUGUUAUGGGGAAAGAAAUAUAUUGAUUUUUGAUCUUGGUGGUGGUACUUUUGAUGUGUCUUUGCUUACCAUUGAUAAUGAUAUCUUUAAAGUGAAGGCAACUGCUGGAGACACCCAUCUUGGUGGUGGAGAUUUUGAUAACAACGUGGUAAAUCACUUUGUAAAGGAGUUCAAGCGAAAGUACAAACAAGAUAUUAGUGGAAAUCCUCGAGCUCUUCAAAGAUUGAGAACUGCUUGUGAGAGGGCGAAGAGGACUCUUUCAUUCACAACUGAGACUAUUAUUCAGAUUGAUUGUUUCUUUAAUGGUAUUGAUUUCUAUUCAAAUAUUAGUCGCGCCAAAUUUGAGGAGCUCAAUAUGGAUCUCUUCAGGAAGUGUCUGGAGCCAGUUGAGAAAUGUUUGAAUGAUGCUGAGAUGAAUAAAAUGAGUGUCCAUGAUGUAGUCCUUGUUGGUGGUUCUACAAGGAUUCCGAAAGUGCAGCAGCUAUUGCAAGAUUUUUUCAACGGAAAGACACUUUGCAAGGACAUUAACGCAGAUGAGGCAGUUGCCUACGGUGCUGCUAUUCAGGCUCUUUUAUUAAGCGGUCAGUGUAAUGAGAAGGUGAAGGAUCUUACUCUCUUGGACGUUAUCCCUCUAUCCCUUGGCAUAGAAGUCGAGGGUGGCUAUAUGUCUGUUAUGAUCCCUAGAAACACCGCAAUUCCCACUAAGAUAGAAAAGAUAUACUUCAACUCCUGUGACAACCAAACUACCAUGGAGAUUGACGUUUAUGAGGGUGAGAGACCAAGAACUAGAGAUAACAACCUGUUGGGCAGUUUCAAUUUAUAUGGCAUACCUCCAGCUCCCAAAGGGGAUUCUAAGGUGAAUGUCUGCUUUGAUAUUGAUGCUAAUGGAAUCUUGAAUGUCUCAGCUGAGGAUAAAAUCACUGGCCAGAUUGAAAAUAUCACUAUCACCAAUGAGAAUGGGAGGCUGUCCAAGGCUGAGAUUGUGCGGAUGAUUAACGAGGCUGAGAAGUACAAGGCUGAAGAUGAGGAGUACAAGAAGAAGGCCGACGCCAGGCGUGCCUUGGAGAAUUUUGCCUACAAAAUUCGUAACAGAGUCAAAUAUGAAAAGAAUUUCAGUUCGCAAUUUGACUCAACUGACAUGAAGAAGCUAAAGAAAGCCGUUGGACUUGCCAUCAAUUGGCUCGAUGACACCGAGGAGCUUCUUGAGGCAUAUAUUUACCAGCACAAGAUGGAGGAGCUUGAGAGAAUCUACAAUCCCAUUAUCAGAAAUAUGUGAAAGCGUGGGAGAUUAAGUGAAGCAAUGUUCUACAGAUAGGUUGAUCGUACUUUUAGUCGAAUCGUUAUUAUUCUAAUUU